Messenger RNA from Dioszegia hungarica, 1065 nucleotides. RefSeq names its product TB2/DP1, HVA22 family-domain-containing protein. NCBI's taxonomy places the organism in Eukaryota, Fungi, Basidiomycota, Tremellomycetes, Tremellales, Bulleribasidiaceae. The transcript has 6 exons. The coding region runs from base 1 to 1065 and encodes 354 amino acids. The record is from RefSeq and is a predicted model, not a curated record.
AUGAUCAUAGGCAUCCUCUCGCGCUUCGCAUGCAAUAUCUUUUGCUUUCUCUACCCCGCAUACGCGUCGUACAAGGCUCUGUCGACGCCUUCGAUCGAUCCAGCUGGAGACAUUCUUAUUGAGCGAUGGCUGAUGUACUGGGCGGUGGUGGGCACGUGGACGGGCGUCGAGGCUCUGGCAGGCUGGUUGUUCACAUGGCUACCAUUCUACUCGCUUUUCAAGACCGUGUUCUUCCUGUACUUAUCACUCCCGCAGACUGAGGGCUCCACUUAUGUCUAUCGCGCACAUCUCGCUCCGCUGUUCUAUCAGCAUGAGGAGGACAUAGACGCCGCACUGAAUGGCCUGCGAUCGAGAGCUACGGAGACGAUUACUGGUGCUUUGGGAAUGAUAUGGGAGAAAGUCCGGCAACAGCUCAACAUCGCCGCUCCAGCGUACCCCGAAUAUGCCCAAGGUCACGAACAGGUCGCUGCCCCACAAAUGCCGCCGCCGUCCUUCCAGGAUCCGGCUGGAGGGGCUAUGCAGCAGAUGUACGGACUAUUCAAUAGAUACGCUAUACAAUACCUCCCAGCAGCUAUUACCGCCAUCCAAGCAGCCACGAACGCAGCUACAGCACGUACCAUCCCGGCCGCUCAAGCUCAGCGUGAAGCUCAGAUGGUCACCGAAGCCAUGUCUAUGCCUAUUCCUUCCAUCAACAAUUCGGAUCCCCGCCGUCUAUCCCGGACAUCGCAGUACGCGUCCACCGAGAGCUUCGCUCGUAUGCGCCAUACGUCCGACCAGUUCCUCAAUGCCCAUCCGAGGUCUGCGUCCAAUCCCCAGAUGCCCCCACAAGUCAUACACCGCAACUCGGAUGAAUCGCGGAAUACGAUGGGCUCGAAUCGAUCAUCCCGCUCUUCUCUCGCGGGAGCGUACGGCGAGAUGUCGGGGUACGAGACUAUCAAUAGGGAGGAUGCGGUGGAUGCAGUAGGGGAGACUGUGCCGGAGGCGCUGCGGCCAGGGGGUCCCCGAAGGGGGUCGAGCUGGUUUGGAUGGGGAGGUCAAGGUGAGGAGAGAGCUAAGGCGGAGUGA